CUCGACUCGAUAAAAUCAGCGGAAAGUCUGAUGCAAGUCAUGACUCCAGCCUUUCUCCACCGUGCCGAAUGCACACAGAGGACACGGAGCACGCACCAGGGUAGGAAGAGGAAGACUGGUCUGAUGGGAUGGCGGAUAACAGAAAUGAUACUCCCAAAGCCAGGAAGUUCACAGGGGUUGGUCGGAGGACAGCAAGACGUAGGAGGGGACUUCCCGAGUUCCAGGACCCAGAGCCCAAGGAGUACAAAUGGGCGGAAAGGAGGAGCUCUGGAGAAAAGUUUAUCAUGGAGAAGGUCCAUGAGUUCUUUCAGGAGUGCGGUGGGGACGAGAGGGGAUUCAUCACGCGGGAAGACAUGAAGAAACUCCAGGAGAAGUUUCCCUUCAGUUCUGAGGAGUUGGAGACAGUGUUUGAUAAACUCGACAAUGACGACAAAGGCAUUUUGACCCCCGAACAACUCACAGCAGGGCUGAGCCACUUCCUGAGUGAUCAGAGUGAGCCCACGGGUGGUGACGAUCUGAAGGAGCCGUCUGUCUCCCUGUACCAGUCCCCCAGCCUUCAACAACAGAUGGACUCUGAGGACGAGGAGAAGCAGCAGUUUGCUGCCUUGCUGGAGAAACUGGGAGCUAGCGCCAUCUUUGAAGGUAAGACAGAGAUUUGGAAGCUAUGGUCACAGCUCCGAGCCAGCGAGCCCAACCUGCUCGGACACCUGGAGGACUUCCUGUGCAAAGUGAGCGGUCAGAUCGAGGACACCCUGCAGGAGAAGGAGGAACUGGAGCACACUCUGAAAAAGAAGAUGGUGGAGCACAACGCAGACGUGCAGAGACUAUACGAGGAGAUGGAGUUGCAGAUUCAGAGUGAGAAGGAAAGGAUUGAGACUGAGAGUAUGGUCAAGUUCCAGGUACAGAGCCAAGAUUUGCAGAAGGAGUCAGACAGUAAACAGGAUGAGGUGCAGCAACUACUUCAAAUGCAGACACAGCUCCAGGCGGAGAUCGAGUCCCUGCGCGGUCAACAGGAGGAGACCAGCACUGAGAACCAACGGCUCAAAGUGACCAAUCAGGAGAUGGAGACGCGGCUGGAGGGGAUCCAACGGGAGCUCCAGGAGGCCCAGGAUCGGCUGGUCACCCUCCAGGAGGAAACAGCUCACCGGGAGGGGAAGGAAGGAGAGUGGAAUCGAUCUCCUAGUGGAGAGGAAGUGCGCUUGGGAGAAGCUGUUCAGCAGCUCCAGGCGGAGAUCGAGUCCCUGCGCGGUCAACAGGAGGAGACCAGCACCGAGAACCAGCGGCUCAAAGUGACCAAUCAGGAGAUGGAGACGCGGCUGGAGGGGAUCCAACGGGAAUUGGAGGAGGCUCGUGAUCGACACAGAGAGUGGAACCAAUCUCCACACAGUGAGAAGGACACAAGGCCGAGGAGCCUAAAGUCUGAAGACCUUCAGCCCUGUCGGGAAGUCCUGGCCCAUGAAAGUCGCAUCAUCUCCAUCGAGGAGGAGCCCCUGCCGCAGCAGGGCCUGGAGACUGCCGAGCGGGGCAACAGUGUGACGGCUGCUGAAGCUGUCUUUGUGGAGGUGGCUGGUCCUCCAUGGAGAGAUGGUGAAGCGGAUGUUAUCGCAGAGCUCCAGGUGGAGAUCCAGUCCCUGCGCGGUCAACAGGAGGAGACCAGCACCGAGAACCAGCGGCUCAAAGUGACCAAUCAGGAGAUGGAGAUGCGGCUGGAGGGGAUCCAACGGGAGCUCCAGGAGGCCCAGGAUCGGCUGGUCACCUUCCAGGAGGAGGCAGCUAACCGGGAGAAGGAAGGAGAGUCCAGUCAUCCUGCAGAUGGUGUGGGGCCAUGUUCUGAUGAAGCUUUCCAGCAGCUCCAGGCAGAGAUCGAGUCCCUGCGCGGUCAACAGGAGGAGACCAGCACCGAGAACCAGCGGCUCAAAGUGACCAAUCAGGAGAUGGAGACGCGGCUGGAGGGGAUCCAACGGGAGCUCCAGGAGGCCAAGGAUCGGCUGGUCACCCUCCAGGAGGAGGCAGCUCACCGGGAGGAGAAAGAGAGGGAGAGUAAUCUAUCGCCGGACACGGAGCAUGCAAAAGCUGAUGCUGUUGUUCAGCAGUUCCAGGCAGAGAUCGAGUCCCUGCGCGGUCAACAGGAGGAGACCAGCACCGAGAACCAACGGCUCAAAGUGACCAAUCAGGAGAUGGAGACGCGGCUGGAGGGGAUCCAACGGGAGCUCCAGGAGGCCAAGGAUCGGCUGGUCACCCUCCAGGAGGAGGCAGCUCACCGGGAGGAGAAAGAGAGGGAGAGUAAUCUAUCGCCGGACACGGAGCGUGCAAAAGCUGAUGCUGUUGUUCAGCAGUUCCAGGCAGAGAUCGAGUCCCUGCGCGGUCAACAGGAGGAGACCAGCACCGAGAACCAGCGGCUCAAAGUGACCAAUCAGGAGAUGGAGACGCGGCUGGAGGGGAUCCAACGGGAGCUCCAGGAGGCCCAGGAUCGGCUGGUCACCCUCCAGGAGGAGGCAGCUCACCGGGAGAAGAAAGAGAGGGAGAGUAAUCUAUCGCAGGACACGGAGCGUGCAAAAGCUGAUGCUGUUGUUCAGCAGUUCCAGGCAGAGAUCGAGUCCCUGCGCAGUCAACAGGAGGAGACCAGCACCGAGAACCAACGGCUCAAAGUGACCAAUCAGGAGAUGGAGACGCGGCUGGAGGGGAUCCAACGGGAGCUCCAGGAGGCCCAGGAUCGGCUGGUCACCCUCCAGGAGGAGGCAGCUCACCGGGAGGAGAAAGAGAGGGAGAGUAAUCUAUCGCAGGACACGGAGCGUGCAAAAGCUGAUGCUGUUGUUCAGCAGUUCCAGGCAGAGAUCGAGUCCCUGCGCAGUCAACAGGAGGAGACCAGCACCGAGAACCAACGGCUCAAAGUGACCAAUCAGGAGAUGGAGACGCGGCUGGAGGGGAUCCAACGGGAGCUCCAGGAGGCCCAGGAUCGGCUGGUCACCCUCCAGGAGGAGGCAGCUCACCGGGAGGAGAAAGAGAGGUGAGGGACCCCCGCAAACUCCUCAGUCUCUGUGUGUUCCCUCCCCCUCCAGUUCCAGGCAGAGAUCGAGUCCCUGCGCAGUCAACAGGAGGAGACCAGCACCGAGAACCAACGGCUCAAAGUGACCAAUCAGGAGAUGGAGACGCGGCUGGAGGGGAUCCAACGGGAGCUCCAGGAGGCCCAGGAUCGGCUGGUCACCCUCCAGGAGGAGGCAGCUCACCGGGAGGAGAAAGAGAGGUGAGGGACCCCCGCAAACUCCUCAGUUGAUCCCUCUGUCUGUUCCCUCCCCCUCCAGCUCCAGGCGGAGAUCGAGUCCCUGCGCGGUCAACAGGAGGAGACCAGCACUGAGAACCAGCAGCUCAAAGUGACCAAUCAGGAGAUGGAGACGCGGCUGGAGGGGAUCCAACGGGAGCUUCAGGAGGCCCAGGAUCGGCUGGUCACCCUCCAGGAGGAGGCAGCUCACCGGGAGGAGAAGGAAGGGCUCCAGAGAACUCGUUCCAUCCGACGCCGAGCCGUUCCCGGAAAAACGCACACACUGGGAGAGGAGCCUGGACCGAGGGUCGAGGGUCAGGACAUGAGCCUGGCAGCAGACGGAGGUGUGGCCCGUGAGGAAAAGACAGCUGCCUCAGAGAGAAUUGAAGAGCUCCAGGCAGAGAUCGAGUCCCUGCGCGGUCAACAGGAGGAGACCAGCACCGAGAACCAGCGGCUCAAAGUAACCAAUCAGGAGAUGGAGACGCGGCUGGAGGGGAUCCAACGGGAGCUCCAGGAGGCCCAGGAUCGGCUGGUCACCCUCCAGGAGGAGGCUGCUCACCGGGAGGAGAAAGAGAGGGAGAGUAAUCUAUCGCCGGACACGGAGCGUGCAAAAGCUGAUGCUGUUGUUCUGCAGCUCCAGGCAGAGAUCGAGUCCCUGCGCGGUCAACAGGAGGAGACCAGCACCGAGAACCAACGGCUCAAAGUGACCAAUCAGGAGAUGGAGACGCGGCUGGAGGGGAUCCAACGGGAGCUCCAGGAGGCCCAGGAUCGGCUGGUCACCCUCCAGGAGGAGGCAGCUCACCGGGAGGAGAAAGAGAGGGAGAGUAAUCUAUCGCCGGACACGGAGCAUGCAAAAGCUGAUGCUGUUGUUCAGCAGCUCCAGGCGGAGAUCGAGUCCCUGCGCGGUCAACAGGAGGAGACCAGCACUGAGAACCAGCAGCUCAAAGUGACCAAUCAGGAGAUGGAGACGCGGCUGGAGGGGAUCCAACGGGAGCUUCAGGAGGCCCAGGAUCGGCUGGUCACCCUCCAGGAGGAGGCAGCUCACCGGGAGGAGAAGGAAGGGCUCCAGAGAACUCGUUCCAUCCGACGCCGAGCCGUUCCCGGAAAAACGCACACACUGGGAGAGGAGCCUGGACCGAGGGUCGAGGGUCAGGACAUGAGCCUGGCAGCAGAGGGAGGUGUGGCCCGUGAGGAAAAGACAGCUGCCUCAGAGAGAAUUGAAGAGUUCCAGGCAGAGAUCGAGUCCCUGCGCGGUCAACAGGAGGAGACCAGCACCGAGAACCAGCGGCUCAAAGUGACCAAUCAGGAGAUGGAGACGCGGCUGGAGGGGAUCCAACGGGAGCUCCAGGAGGCCCAGGAUCGGCUGGUCACCCUCCAGGAGGAGGCAGCUCACCGGGAGGAGAAGGAAGGGCUCCAGAGAACUCGUUCCAUCCGACGCCGAGCCGUUCCCGGAAAAACGCACACGCCAGGAGAGGAGUCUGGACCGAGGGUCGAGGGGCAGGACAUGAGCCUGGCAGCAGAUGGAGAAGUGGCCCACGAGGACACGGAGGCUGCCUCAGCAGGAGAUAAGGCAGCAAGGAGAAUUGAAGAGCUCCAGGCAGAGAUCGAGUCCCUGCGCGGUCAACAGGAGGAGACCAGCACCGAGAACCAGCGGCUCAAAGUGACCAAUCAGGAGAUGGAGACGCGGCUGGAAGGGAUCCAACGGGAGCUCCAGGAGGCCCAGGAUCGGCUGGUCACCCUCCAGGAGGAGGCAGCUCACCGGGAGGAGAAGGAAGGGCUCCAGAGAACUCGUUCCAUCCGACGCCGAGCCGUUCCCGGAAAAACGCACACGCCAGGAGAGGAGUCUGGACCGAGGGUCGAGGGGCAGGACAUGAGCCUGGCAGCAGAUGGAGAAGUGGCCCACGAGGACACGGAGGCUGCCUCAGCAGGAGAUAAGGCAGCAAGGAGAAUUGAAGAGCUCCAGGCAGAGAUCGAGUCCCUGCGCGGUCAACAGGAGGAGACCAGCACCGAGAACCAGCGGCUCAAAGUGACCAAUCAGGAGAUGGAGACGCGGCUGGAAGGGAUCCAACGGGAGCUCCAGGAGGCCCAGGAUCGGCUGGUCACCCUCCAGGAGGAGGCAGCUCACCGGGAGGAGAAGGAAGGGCUCCAGAGAACUCGUUCCAUCCGACGCCGAGCCGUUCCCGGAAAAACGCACACGCCAGGAGAGGAGUCUGGACCGAGGGUCGAGGGGCAGAACAUGAGCCUGGCAGCAGAUGGAGAAGUGGCCCACGAGGACACGGAGGCUGCCUCAGCAGGAGAUAAGGCAGCAAGGAGAAUUGAAGAGCUCCAGGCAGAGAUCGAGUCCCUGCGCGGUCAACAGGAGGAGACCAGCACCGAGAACCAGCGGCUCAAAGUGACCAAUCAGGAGAUGGAGACGCAAUUGAAGGAGAGCCGGCAGGAGCUGCAGGAAGCCCAGAAUCGGCUGGUGAGCCUCCAGGAGGAGACAGAGAGACUGCAGAGGACUCCUUCCAUCCAGCGGCAGCCCUCUCAUGACACUUCAAGCAAACCGGAGACCCUGGGAGAGGGCGCUGGGCCAAGGCUUGACAGCGGAGGCGGAGACGGGCCCCACAAGGAUACGGUGGCCACCUCAGUAGAGAAGCCCCACCACCCCGAACCAAUCUACAAUGUCAUCUUUGUUGGGAGUACGAAUGCUGGAAAAACAUCCUUCAUCCAUAAUUUCUGUGAGGGCUGCUUCCAGCCAGGCCUCCCCUCCACUAUAGGAAUAGACUUUCGAGUGAAGACCCUGAAUGUGGGGAACAGAUAUAUCACCCUAAAGGUGUGGGACACAGCAGGGCAGGAACGGUUCCACAGUGUGACCAAACAGUACUUCAGGAAUGCCGAUGGAGUGGUUGUGAUGUACGACAUUACGUCCACGAGCUCGUUCACUGAGGUGCGCUACUGGCUGUCUUGUGUCAAGGAAGCGACAUCUGACCGUGUCUGUAUUCUCCUGCUGGGGAACAAACUGGACGAAAAUGACCGUCGUCAGGUCCCCCAAACUGAGGGGGAGCAGCUGGCUCAGGAGUACAACAUCUUGUUCAGUGAGUGCAGUGCCUGUACUGGGGACAACACCACCGCUUGCAUGGUGCGCCUGUCCAGGUUGCUGAAACAGCAAGAAGAGAAGAUCAAAGAGGAGCCAACGGAUUUGGUGAAGACGCCUAAAGCGAAACAGAAAUGCUGCAUGUAGUCCAGUCACAGCCUGCAGCAAUGGGACAGGAUACAGUCUGAGACACCCCCACACCACACUGUCCCAUCACGGUGGAACAGGACACAGUCUGAGACACCCUCACACCACACUGUCCCAUCACGGUGGGACAGGACACUGUCUGAGACACCCUCACACCACACUGUCCCGUCACGGUGGGACAGGAUACAGUCUGAGACACCCCCACACCACACUGUCCCGUCACGGUGGGACAGGACACGGUCUGAGACACCCUCACACCACACUGUCCCGUCACGGUGGGACAGGACACUGUCUGAGACACCCCCACACCACACUGUCCCGUCACGGUGGGACAGGACACUGUCUGAGACACCCUCACACCACACUGUCCCAUCACGAUGGGACAGGACACUGUCUGAGACACCCCCACACCACACUGUCCCGUCACGGUGGGACAGGACACGGUCUGAGACACCCUCACACCACACUGUCCCAUCACGGUGGAACAGGACACAGUCUGAGACACCCUCACACCACACUGUCCCAUCACGGUGGAACAGGACACUGUCUGAGACACCCUCACACCACACUGUCCCGUCACGGUGGGACAGGACACGGUCUGAGACACCCUCACACCACACUGUCCCAUCACGGUGGAACAGGACACUGUCUGAGACACCCUCACACCACACUGUCCCGUCACGGUGGAACAGGACACGGUCUGAGACACCCUCACACCACAUUGUCCUGUCACAUACUCGGUUGUCUGGCCAGACUGUCUCACCGCUCUACACCAUGUUCUCCUGUCUGUGUUGGGACAGCCUUCCAUUCUGGUGUCUUACGUCACAUCUUGGCCGCGUGACCUCAAAGCAGACAUUAACAGUCAGCUGAGAAUUCCCCACGAUGGUGAGGAAGGCAAAUGCAAUGUUAGCAUUCAUUUCAUGAGGACUAGAGUAUAAAAGCAAAGAUGUAAUGGGAAGUCUUUAUCAGGCAUGGGUCAGAUGGCAGAGAGUACUGUGGGCAGCUUUGGGGCUCUUACCACUGGACAGAUUCCAGGAAUGAAAGUGUUAAGAUAAGAGGAGCGUUGAAUGGCUCUGGGCCUGUACUCAUUGCAGUUUAAAAUGAGGGUGUACCUAUUGAAGUUUGAAAGGCCUGGGUAGAGUGGGUGUGGAGAGGGUAGUUCCAACAGUGGGCGACUCUUAGACUCUGGGAAGUGAGUGACUGCCUCAGAUCAGGCGGACUUGUGUUUAGAACAGAGAAGAGGAGGAAUUUCUUUAUCCAGAGGCUGCAAGUCAUUGCCACAGACGGUUGUGCAGGCCAAAUCACUGGGUAUAAUUUAAGCAGAAGUUGAUAGAUACCCGGGUCAUCAGGCUUUCACAGGGAAUGGCAGGAGAAUGGGGUGGGCAGGGAAAAUAAUUCAGCCGUGACUCAGAAAUCCACCCUAUCUUCGUGUCAUCUGAAAACUUAUUAAACAACCCUUCCACUUCUCCAUCUGAGUCACAAUGAAAGUCAGCAAACCUGUGGGCACCGGCCUGGUUCUCUAUCUCUGGUAAAUUCAUAGUGAUUUCAAAGUAUUUCACACAAAUAAACGUC
Messenger RNA from Hypanus sabinus (Atlantic stingray), 8054 nucleotides. RefSeq names its product trichohyalin-like. Lineage: Eukaryota; Metazoa; Chordata; Chondrichthyes; Myliobatiformes; Dasyatidae. The record is from RefSeq and is a predicted model, not a curated record. Gene Ontology annotation, molecular function: calcium ion binding; GTPase activity; GTP binding. The transcript is spliced from 47 exons.